Zea mays is the source of this 532-nucleotide messenger RNA. RefSeq lists its product as uncharacterized. The record is from RefSeq and is marked provisional. Lineage: Eukaryota; Viridiplantae; Streptophyta; Magnoliopsida; Poales; Poaceae.
AUGGCGUCCGAGCAGGGAGUCGUGAUCGCGUGCCACAGCAAGGCUGAGUUCGACGCCCACAUGACCAAGGCCCAGGAAGCCGGCAAGCUGGUGGUCAUCGACUUCACUGCCGCCUGGUGCGGUCCAUGCCGCGCCAUCGCCCCACUGUUCGUCGAACACGCCAAGAAGUUCACUCAGGUCGUCUUCCUGAAGGUGGACGUGGACGAAGUGAAGGAAGUCACCGCGGCCUACGAGGUCGAGGCGAUGCCGACCUUCCACUUCGUCAAGAACGGCAAGACGGUCGCGACCAUCGUGGGUGCCAGGAAGGACGAGCUCCUGGCCCAGAUCGAGAAGCAUGCCGCGCCUGCGCCUGCGUCUGCGUCUGCCUAAAGGAGAUCAGUCGUCGCCGUCAAUAAGGGCCAGCACGUAUGGCUGUAAAUGUUGUCGUUAUCAGUUCUGGCUUUGUCGUUUGUGGGCGAUUGUGAACUAGUAGUAUGUUUGUUUCUAUCCGAGCCGGAGGCGAUACUUAACCAUGGAUACUUGUUGUGAGUUC